GCUGAGCGCGCAUGAUGUAGGUAUUUGUGAGCAAUGACAUACAUGGGAGGUGGUGAUCCGACAAAUGGUGACUAAUCCCGCUUUCUCCCGCCUUCCGCUUGGAAAUGGCCCGGCGCGUUCGCGGAAGUGCACGCGUCUUGCUUCCGCUUCCAGUCAACACCGCCGCCCAUCUCUUUCCAUCCCAACCAUCAUCACGGCGAAAUGUGAUUGGCAUGACGCUGCCAUCCGCAAUGAUCAGCAACACCCUCUGCUCAACGUCAGAUGUCCCAACACCCUCCUCCAGUCCCGCCCACCGCCAGACUUCCACUCCACCCUCCUCUCCGCCAGGCUUCCCGUGGGACAGACAGCAUGAAUCUCCCGACGCGUCGGACGCCAAGCCCGCCAUCCCCAGUGCCUUCUCACUCCUAGGCAAGCGGAAAGCCCUCGACGCGAUCAGCGACAAUGCGCGCCCCGCCAAGAAGUCCGCGACUGCCAAACCGGCGGAAGCGCGCGCAUCUCUGACUCAGAUGCACAUCAGCAUUGGCCAAGCUGUGCAGAAGCGGUGCAAGACAUGCGGCAUGGAGUACGUACCCUCGUCCGCCGAGGACAGGAAGCUGCACGACAAAUACCAUACUCAGCACACCCACGGCUUCGACGUCGGCAAGGACUUUGUCACCAAAGCUCCCGCCCAUCUCGUCUUUCCUGGAGCGCGGCAGGGAGAUGCGAUCUGCGUCGUGGAUUGCUACGCGCCGCAUGCGCGGAAGCGGAAGGGACAGGCUGUGCUGGAGUUGGUGCAAAGAGAGCUGGGAGCCGUGCAUAUUCCGGAAGAUGAGCUCUGGAACUCCAAAUCGCCUGUCAACACCAGCACCGGAAAGUACAGGAUGUACCUGUACAUCCGAGACUCGAAAUGCAUUGGUCUGCUGUUAGCACAAAAAGUUCAGCGCGCCCAUCGCGUGACGGAGCCAACUUUCACGCAACAGUGUGCCGGCGAUGCAGGCAACGCUCGAAUGACGGCGGCCGCAGCGCUCAAGGCGCGACAAGAGGCCCAGGCGAAACAGUUGGAACAACCCCUACAACUCUCCCGCGAAGACUUUUCGGCGAAAGUCGGAAUCUCUCGCAUCUGGACGUCGCCGACCUAUCGCCGUCAAGAUGUUGCCAUGACUUUACUACACACAGGCUUGGAGGAUAGUCGUCAAUGCGCGGAGCGGCAGGAGAUGUCUGCAGACGAAUUACGAGAGCUACGAGACCACGACGAGGAGCGGCUCAGCAAGGAUAGUGUGGCAUUCAGCCAGCCAACCGCCGCCGGCACCAGACUGGCGAGGAGAUGGUUUGGCCAGCCUUACGGAUGGAAGGUCUACAUCGAUUGACAUUCCCCAAACAUCGAGAUGUUCAGCUAUACGCCGAAUGAGAGAA
Molecule: messenger RNA, 1392 nt
Organism: Neohortaea acidophila
Lineage: Eukaryota; Fungi; Ascomycota; Dothideomycetes; Mycosphaerellales; Teratosphaeriaceae
Exons: 1
Coding region: 105-1346 (413 amino acids)
Biological process (GO): mitotic sister chromatid cohesion
Cellular component (GO): chromatin; nucleus
Molecular function (GO): protein-lysine-acetyltransferase activity
Source: RefSeq, a predicted model, not a curated record